Paralichthys olivaceus (Japanese flounder) is the source of this 3711-nucleotide messenger RNA. Lineage: Eukaryota; Metazoa; Chordata; Actinopteri; Pleuronectiformes; Paralichthyidae. The record is from RefSeq and is a predicted model, not a curated record.
GCCGACCUCCUGCUGCUGUCCAGCAGUGAGCCUCUCAACCUGGUGUAUGUAGAAACUGCUGAGUUAGACGGUGAAACCAAUCUGAAGGUGAAACAGGCCCUGACUGUAACUGGAGAGCUGGGGGACAGCGUGGACGCACUGGCUGGUUUCAACGGUGAAGUGCGCUGUGAGCCUCCCAACAACCGUCUGGACAAAUUCAAAGGCACCAUGACUCUGAGCGGACAGGCCUACUCCCUGGACAACGACAAGGUGCUGCUGCGAGGAUGCACCCUGAGGAACACGGAGUGGUGCUUCGGCCUGGUCAUCUUCGGAGGUCCCGACACCAAGCUGAUGCAGAACAGUGGAAAGACAACGUUCAAACGGACGAGCAUCGACCACCUGAUGAAUGUCCUGGUGUUGUCUAUCUUCGGUUUCCUGGCGUCCAUGUGCACCGUCAUGGCCAUCGGCAAUGCGAUCUGGGAGACGCAUGAGGGCUUCGUGUUCACGACCUUCCUCCCCCGGGAACAAGGUAUUGAUGCCGCCCUCUCCUCCUUCCUGUCCUUCUGGUCCUACGUCAUCGUCCUCAACACGGUGGUGCCCAUCUCUCUCUACGUCAGCGUGGAGAUCAUCCGCCUGGGGAACAGCUUCUACAUCGACUGGGACAGGAAGAUGUACUACCCCAAGAGCGACACCCCCGCCCAGGCGAGGACCACCACGCUCAACGAGGAGCUCGGGCAGAUCAAGUACAUCUUCAGCGACAAGACGGGGACCCUGACGCAGAACAUCAUGACUUUCAACAAGUGCUCCAUCAACGGGAGAUGUUUUGGGAAGCUUCUUGACUUUGCCGGACGACAAGUGGAAAUCACAGAGAAGACGGAGACGGUGGACUUCUCCUGGAACCAGCUAGCGGAUCCGAAGUUCGUCUUCUACGACCACAGUCUGGGGGAGAUGGUGAAGGAGGGAAACCCUGAGGCUAAGGCCUUCUUCCGCCUGCUGGCUUUGUGCCACACCGUCAUGCCUGAGGAGAAGAAAGAGGGAGAGCUCUACUAUCAGGCGCAGUCUCCCGACGAGGGCGCUCUGGUGACGGCGGCGAGAAACUUUGGCUUCGUGUUCCGCUCACGUACGCCAGAGAGCAUCACGGUCUUCGAGAUGGGCAGAAAAGUCAUCUACGAACUUCUGGCCGUCCUUGACUUCAAUAACGUGCGCAAGAGGAUGUCGGUCAUAGUGCGUAGCCCCGAGGGGAAGUUGACUCUGUUCUGCAAAGGAGCGGACACCAUCAUCUUUGAAAGACUCCACCCGUCCUGCAAGAAACUGAUGGAUGUCACCAACAGUCACCUGAACGAAUACGCAGGCGAAGGUCUCCGCACGCUGGCUCUCGCCUACAAGGAAAUAGAUAAGAGCUACAUGGAAAACUGGAGAGAGCGCCACCAUGAGGCCAGCACCGCCAUGGACGGACGGGAGGAGCGGCUGGAUGAACUUUACGAGGAAAUGGAGAAAGAUCUUCUGCUGCUGGGAGCGACCGCUGUGGAGGACAAGCUGCAGGACGGAGUUCCACAGACAAUAGAGCAACUGGCUAAAGCUGACAUCAAGAUUUGGGUGUUGACCGGAGAUAAACAAGAGACGGCGGAGAACAUCGGCUACUCCUGCAACAUGCUGAGAGAGGAUAUGAAGGAGAUUUUCAUCGUGGCAGCGAACACGCCUGAAGGAGUCAGAGAGGAGCUGCAGAAUGCGAGAAGGAAAAUGUGUCCAGAGGCCGAGGAGGAGCCGAGCGUGGUCCGGGCUCGUGCCGGCCUCUUCUGGAGUCACAAAACUGAGACGGUGCAGGAUGAGAAGGUGGACGGAGAUUACGCCCUCGUUAUAAACGGACACAGUCUGGCCUUCGCUCUCGAUAAGAACCUGCAGCUGGAGCUGCUGAGGACAGCGUGCAUGUGUCAGACGGUGGUUUGCUGCAGGGUCACUCCUCUGCAGAAGGCCCAGGUGGUGCAGCUGGUCAAGAAAUACAAGCAGGUCGUCACUCUGGCCAUCGGGGACGGGGCCAACGAUGUCAGCAUGAUCAAGGCUGCUCACAUCGGCGUGGGCAUCAGUGGGCAGGAGGGCAUGCAGGCCGUCCUCUCCAGCGACUUUUCCUUCGCCCAGUUCCGUUACCUUCAGCGCCUCCUGCUGGUGCACGGCCGCUGGUCGUACCUGCGCAUGUGCAAGUUCCUACAGUAUUUCUUUUACAAGAACUUCAUCUUCACCUUCGUGCAUUUGUGGUACGCCUUCUUCUGUGGCUUCUCUGCGCAGACUGUGUACGACGAGUGGUUCAUCACUUUGUACAACCUGGUGUACACAGCUCUCCCCAUCCUCGGUUUGAGCCUCUUUGACCAGGACGUGAACGACCGCUGGAGUUUCCAGUAUCCUCAGCUCUACUCUCCGGGCCAGCUCAACCUCUACUUCAAUAAGAAAGCCUUUGUGCGCUGCCUGUUGCACAGCUGCUACAGCUCCCUCAUCCUCUUCUUCAUCCCGUGGGCGGCCAUGCACGACACAGUCCGGGACGACGGCAAAGACAUCGCCGACUAUCAGUCCUUCGCUUUGCUGGCACAGACGUCUCUGCUUGUUGUGGUGAACUUACAGCUGUGUCUGGACACCUACUACUGGACGGCAGUGAACCAGUUCUUUGUGUGGGGCAGCCUCGCCGCCUACUUUGCCAUCACAUUCACCAUGUACAGCAACGGCAUGUUCUUCAUCUUCACCUCCUCCUUCCCCUUCGUUGGUACGGCGAGAAACUCUCUGAACCAGCCCAACGUGUGGCUGACCAUAUUCCUGUCCACGCUCCUCUGUAUUCUGCCGGUGGUGGCGGUCCGCUUCAUCCUCAUCCAGCUCCGGCCCACCAUCAAUGACAAGAUGAGGCAUAAGGUGCGGAAGGAGGCGUUGCCAGCCCUUGCAACUCGUCUCAAGCCAAGGAUAAUCAGCACCCGGCGCUCAGGCUACGCCUUCUCCCACUCCCAGGGCUAUGGGGACCUGAUGACGUCCCGGAGGUUCCUGCUGAAAAGGCCCCCGAAGGGUCGAACCGUCCUGUUCACCACAACAGACUCUCCUCUGGCCCAGAAUCAGCCUCAGCACUACCGCAACAUCACAGAGGUGCAGGAGGAGGCUCAGGGCCGGUAGAGAGGAGGUGAGCAGGGACCGAAACAUCUGCAGGGACCAACCCAACGAUGCAGAAGGUUUUUAUUUUGAAGCUUAUGAGAGGAUGCGCAGGGUAAAGUUCACCACCUGGAUUCUUGAACAUUACGUGUUGAGGCUGUAGCUCCGUACGCUCCUACUCUCCUCUGCUCUGACUUCACCUCCAGAUGUUUUUCUAACGGGUGAAUAUUUCUAUCAUUGUUAAAAAAAUGUUUGCAGCUCUCACACAGGAAGUACAACUGUCUUAAACUGUACUCGACUUUACAGUUGAUGGGAAAUCAAGUUAAAAUACGCAGUGAAGCUCAUAUUAAGCUUUGGGACACUCAGAACUGAUGAAUAUUGUGUCACACAAACCAAAUUCUUUAUCUUUCUAAUGGUUAAGUGAGAAACUGGAUCACUGCACUGCCUGAAACAUGAUGUUGCAUUUUGUGCCUUUUAAUUAUUUCUAAUUUUCCUCCAGUGAAUUGUGAAAACUCAGGGUGUCAUGUUGAGAAAGUGAUUUCUGUUGAUGAACAUAUUUUCCGCACUGUUGUUUACAUGAUUAUUUACAUUAAACAUUGUUUUAUUAUU